AUGAAGGGCGGAAUACAAAACCCUGAUCUACACUUUUUUGCAACCUUCAUCUUCUCGUCUCUAUUUGAGCAGCUGAGUCUGGUUGCAGAUAAGGCGAAUGUCAAGGCGAGAGGGGAAAAGAGUGGUGGUGGUGGUGGUGGUGGUGGUGAUACCCUAAUUGCAGCACCGCUCGCACGCUUCUCGAAUUUCUCGCAGAAAAUUCAAGGUUUACUUCCGCCUGAUGGUAGCUUGCGGGUAAUGAAAAUGGAAGAAACCAAGGUGUAG
Colletotrichum lupini is the source of this 264-nucleotide messenger RNA. RefSeq lists its product as uncharacterized. The record is from RefSeq and is a predicted model, not a curated record. Bases 1 to 264 code for a protein of 87 amino acids. The transcript has 2 exons. NCBI's taxonomy places the organism in Eukaryota, Fungi, Ascomycota, Sordariomycetes, Glomerellales, Glomerellaceae.